AUGGCUCAUCAUGAGCUCAAUCAUCACGCAGUGACAAUCAUAGAGCGUUGUCAAGUGUCUCCCCCACCAGCCUCACUUCCCGUAACAACUCUUCCCCUCACUUUCUUUGAUAUUCCUUGGUUUUACUGCUACCACCACCCUGUUCAACGCAUCUUCUUCUACGAGUUUCCAUAUCCAACCCAUCACUUCCUCAAAACAGCACUUCCCAAUCUCAAACACUCUCUUUCCCUCACUCUCCAACACUUCUUCCCCUUCGCCUCCAAUCUCAUUGUCCCUCCACACCCACACGUGCCUUACAUCCGCUACCAAGACGGUGACUCUCUCUUCUUCACCGUCGCAGAGUCCACCGCAGACUUCACCCUUCUCGUAUCUGAUUCACCACAAGACGUUCGAGAUUGGCACCCCUUAGUUCCCACGUUGCCUUCACCACUUACUACGGAGGAUGGCACACGUGUGGUCCCUCUCAUGGCCAUUCAAGUUACUGUUCUACCAAACUCUGGAUUCAGCAUCUGCCUUGCCUUCAACCACCUUGCUGGGGAUGGAAAAUCACUUCAUCUUUUCAUGAAGUAUUGGGCUUCCGUUUGCAAGGCAAGAGGGGAUUUGGCUUCCAUUGAAGGUUCUUUGUCUCUUCCUUCCCAUGAGAGAGACAUAGUUAAAGACCCAAAGGGACUUGAGCUAAUUUACUUAAGAGAACUACAACAUUCUUUGUCGGAAAUCAUGGAGUUUGCAGGCCUCGUGCGAGAUGUUUACACUAACAAGGUACGCACCACUCUUGUAUUGAGUCGUGAACAUGUUGAGAAACUAAAGAAAUGGGUUUCUCUUAAAUUGACAAGUUACGCUUCAGGGACAUUGCAUAUAUCAACCUUUGUUGUAACAUGCUCCUUGAUUUGGGUUUCUAUGAUCAAAUCAGAGCAGAGCAAAGGGAAUUGUGUUGCAAAAGACUGUGAUGAACUCUGCUACUUGGUUUUUCUAGCAGAUUGUCGUGAUUUCCCUGAAUUUUCAUUACCUUCAACGUACUUUGGGAAUUGUCUAGCCUCUUGCAUUGUGGCAAUGAAGAGGAGUGAGCUCGUGGGAGAACAUGGGGUCGUUGAGGUAGCAAAUGCUAUUGAAAGGAAAGUUAGAGAUUUGAAGAGUGAUGCUUUGAGAAAUGCUGAAAAUUUGAUGUCAGAUUAUAGAGAAUUGUGGAAACCAGGUAAAUCAAAACUAGUAAUUGCAGGAUCACCAAAAUUGGCAGUGUACGAGACUGAUUUUGGGUGGGGAAAGCCUAAAAAGUCUGAAGUAGUACAUAUUGAUUCAGCACGAAGAGUUUCUCUUUCUGAUUGUAGAGACAAAGAAGGUGGAAUUGAGGUUGGAGUGGCACUUUACAGGAUUCGAAUAAAUAAUUUCUUCAAAAUAUUGCAAGAACAACUUGAUAAUGUUGUAGUUAGUGGAUGAAUCAUCCAAGCACCCACCAUCUCCACUUUCGAAGUUCUUUAUAAAGUUAUAUGUACUUGUAGUUCUUGAUAAGCAGACUGAUUGCUUGAUGUGUGUUCAGAGCCCUUAAUGUAAAACUAAUUGUGUCUCAGGUAUAACAUUAAGUGUUAGUUGAUUUAAUUAAUAAAAGGGCAUAAUGGUAAUUGACAGUACAGGAAAGUUAUUAAAAGAGGAACUGCUGAUAGGUGCAGUUACAUAAGUGUUAUAUGGUCAGUUUUCUGUGUAAGUGUCUCUGACAGGAAAGAACGCUCUAUCUGGGAUCUGCCUAUGAUAGUUGUAUCCUAUCCCUAUCAAAGAAGAUAC
Gastrolobium bilobum is the source of this 1776-nucleotide messenger RNA. RefSeq names its product coumaroyl-CoA:anthocyanidin 3-O-glucoside-6''-O-coumaroyltransferase 1-like. Bases 1 to 1434 code for a protein of 477 amino acids. The record is from RefSeq and is a predicted model, not a curated record. NCBI's taxonomy places the organism in Eukaryota, Viridiplantae, Streptophyta, Magnoliopsida, Fabales, Fabaceae. The transcript has a single exon.